AUGUGGGAGAACAGAACAGUCCCCAGCCCUUACCCCCACCUCCCCCUGUCUUUGCUACUAUGCAACGACACCCUCCUCAAUGACACCCUCCUCAACGACACUCUCUUCAACUGUAUCAACUCCACCAACAUUCCAGAGAUGCCAUUAGGACCCAGUGUAGCAGGGGUCCUCAUCCCACUCAUCUACAUCAUCGUCUGUGUCAUCGGCCUUGGCGGGAACAGCCUGGUCAUCCACAUUGUGCUGCACUACUCCAAGACGGAGUCUGUGACUAACAUCUACAUCCUGAACCUUGCCAUCGCUGAUGAGCUCUUCAUGCUGGGCCUACCCUUCCUGGCUGUCCAGAACACCCUCCAGUUUUGGCCCUUUGGCUCCUUUAUGUGCCGCCUGGUCAUGACCGUGGACUCCAUCAACCAGUUCACCUCCAUCUUCUGCCUGACCGUCAUGAGCAUUGACCGCUACCUGGCAGUGGUCCAUCCCAUACGCUCCUCCAAGUGGCGGCGGCCCCAGGUGGCCAAGGUGGUCAACGGCACAGUAUGGGCCAUCUCCUUCCUGGUGGUCCUGCCUGUGGUAAUCUUCGCCAAUGUCCACAAGACGGGCGGCACCUGCAAUAUCUCCUGGCCUCGGCCGGCCGACAUUUGGCGGGCGGCUUUUAUCAUCUACACGUCCACAGUGGGUUUCUUCUGCCCACUCCUCAUCAUCUGUCUCUGCUACCUGCUCAUUGUCUUCAAGAUCCGCAGCUCUGGCAAGAAGGUCCACGCCACGUCCACCAAGCGCAGGAAAUCGGAGCGCAAGGUGACGCGCAUGGUGGUGAUCGUGGUGGCCGUGUUUGUCUUCUGCUGGUUGCCCUUCUACGCCCUCAACAUCCUCAACCUGCUGGUGUCUCUGCCAUCAGAGUACCCGGGCCUCUACUACUUUGUUGUGGUAAUGGGCUACGCCAACAGCUGCGCCAACCCCAUCGUCUACGGCUUCCUGUCAGAAAACUUUAAGCGGGGCUUCCGCAAGGCCCUGUGUCGCUCCUCACGCAAGGUGGAGAGCCACGACCUGACAGAGCGCCAGCAGCAGCAGGAGGAGAGAGGGAGGGUGCUGAAGCCCCGGGAGAGCUUGAGGAGGGUCGUACGAGAUGAGGAGGAGGAAGAGGAUGAUGACGACAGGGAGGACGUCACAGAGAUGACGGAGAUCUGUAGGAUCGCCCAGAAUGGGAACGGACAUCCUGAGAGUUCCCUGGCCCUGUUAACACCCAAGGCACCAGCUCCAGGGGCAUCUGAGCAUGUUGCAUCCCCAGAAAGGAAAGCCAAAGCUGGUGACAUUGGUGGGAAAGGCCCAAACUUGGGGCCUCCAGCAUCCCUGCAUAAUGGACACACCAAUGGGAGUGUCAAACCACUGCCAGAGGAGCCAGUGGAGAAGAACUCCUCACUGGAGAUAAGCUACCUAUAA
Molecule: messenger RNA, 1434 nt
Organism: Oncorhynchus masou masou (cherry salmon)
Lineage: Eukaryota; Metazoa; Chordata; Actinopteri; Salmoniformes; Salmonidae
Product: somatostatin receptor type 5-like
Exons: 1
Coding region: 1-1434 (477 amino acids)
Biological process (GO): neuropeptide signaling pathway
Cellular component (GO): neuron projection; plasma membrane
Molecular function (GO): somatostatin receptor activity; neuropeptide binding
Source: RefSeq, a predicted model, not a curated record